GGAGGGUAGGUUCGAGAUAGGAACAAAAUUUGCAACAAUUGAUGGGUUCAAAGAAGUGGUAAAAGACAUGUUCAUUUCUGAAGGGAGGGAACUGCUGUGGAUCAAAAAUGAUAAAGAAAGGGUGAGGGUUGGCUGCAGAGGUGAAGAAUGUCCAUGGCUAGCACAUCUAUCCUACAACAAAACAUUGUUAUGUUAUCAGGUAAAGACUUACAAGGUAGAGCAUACAUGUGCUAGAGACCUGGGCAGCAAUGCAGCUGAUCAAUACUGGGUCAGCAAGAAAGUGGAGAAGAGAAUGGCUAGUCAACCUCAUAUGACUACUAAUGAGGCAAUUGAGUUUCUUAGAGAAGACUUUAAUCUAGUGUUGCAUCCGAAGAUGGUCUACAGGGCAGUGAAAGAGGCCAAAGAGAGGAUUAUGGGAAAUGAAAAGGAACAGUAUGGGAAGCUUAGGGACUAUACCAUGGAGAUCAUUAAGAGUAAUCCGGGAUCGACUGCAAGAGUUGAUGUGAUCCCAAUCCCUCAAUCCCUACCUGUCUUUGACAAAAUAUAUAUCUCCUUUGAGGGUUGUAAGCAAGGCUUUAAGUCUGGGUGUAGGCCUUUCAUCCAUCUAGAUGGAGCAUUUUUGAAGACAUAUCAUGGAGGCCAACUACUGUCAGCGGUGGCACAGGAUGCCAAUAACCAAUUCUACGUAGUAGCAUAUGGAGUUGCAAGAUCGGAGACGAAGGAAUCCUGGAAAUGGUUCCUCACACUGCUUCAGGAAGAUCUGGGUGAUGCACAUCAAUUUGGUUGGAACUUUAUGUCCGACCAACAAAAGGGUCUGCUACCAGCCUUAAAGGAGGUAAUGCCGAGAGCACAUCAUCGGAACUGUGUGAUGCACAUGUGGAAAAACUUCAUAAAUAGGUUCAAAGAUAUGCACAUUAGAGACAUCGUAUGGGACUGUGCUAGGUGCACCACUGAACCAGAGUUCAAAGAGACCAUGGAGAAGCUGAAGGGGGUGAAUAAGGCAGCAUGGGAGUAUCUGAUGAGGUUUGAACUAGCCACUUGGGUUAAGGCUUUCUUCAGUCAUGGCCCCAAGGUGGAGAACCUAACUAACAACAUGUGCGAGGUAUUUAAUUCAAAAGUCGUUAAGUACAGAAUGAAGCCAGUUUUGACUAUGUGUGAGGAAAUUAGGUGCUACCUAAUGCGGAGAAUGACCAAGCAUAUUAGGCUGUUAGAGCACCAUAGUAGAAAGCUUGCACCCGUUCAGGAGAAAAGGUUGCAGAGGCUGAUAAAACCCAGCAGCAGGUGGAUUGCCGAAUGGGUGGGAGAUAACGAACGAAAGAGAUUUCAAGUUAGCAGAAAGCAAACCAAAGUAGAUGUGGAUUUGAUCAAACACACUUGUUCAUGCAAUGUUUGGCAACUGACCGGUAUAUCUUUAAUUUUGAGUGAUUUUCUUUAAGGCUGAUCUACUAUAAUGCUAGGUAAUAUGUUUUGAAUGAUUUCAGGGCUGAUCUAAUAUAGUGCUAGGUA
Molecule: messenger RNA, 1506 nt
Organism: Arachis ipaensis
Lineage: Eukaryota; Viridiplantae; Streptophyta; Magnoliopsida; Fabales; Fabaceae
Source: RefSeq, a predicted model, not a curated record